AUGGCCCAGCGGACGGUGCACGAGUUUUUGGCAGCGUACUCUUGUUGUUUCGCGAUGGCCGCACUGCUGCUGCUGCAGCCGGCAGCCGGUAUGGCCGUCGUCGGGGUGGCAGGCGGUGGCCCACUCGGUACCGCCGUGGCAGACACUGUCCCCGGCGACGUCGUUCCGGUACCGUCGUCCGCCGCCCGGAACAAGCGAUGGUCCACGACGUUCGGAGGCAACUCGGGUAACAAGAACGUGACAGUUAAUAAUGCAGUUCAAGAUUGUACUACGGACUCCGAUUGUUUGGAUACGCCAUUUACGUCAUGUGCGCUCGAUCCGAGUGACAAGAAAAGAAAAUGUCUGUGUGCAGAUGGAAAACAGCCAUUGAAUGGUGACUGCUUGAAAAAGCCAAGAGCAUUAAAAACAUCAUGUGAAACAGACUUGGAAUGUUUGCCGAAUGCUAUAUGCAAAAACAACGCCACAUCAACGAAUCCAAGAUUGAAGAUAUGUGCAUGUAAAGAUGGAUUUACUGAGGAAAAGGAAUCUUGCAACUAUGCUGAUUUAUUAACUUUCAAUUACACGACCUUGUUGAUUGCAGUUUUCACUUCAUGGGUUUGGAAUGAUCAUCGUGCAUAA
Molecule: messenger RNA, 618 nt
Organism: Macrosiphum euphorbiae (potato aphid)
Lineage: Eukaryota; Metazoa; Arthropoda; Insecta; Hemiptera; Aphididae
Source: the annotation of a GenBank genome assembly